This is a messenger RNA of Uranotaenia lowii, 3343 nucleotides long. RefSeq lists its product as uncharacterized. The record is from RefSeq and is a predicted model, not a curated record. The transcript is spliced from 4 exons. The coding region runs from base 90 to 3047 and encodes 985 amino acids. Lineage: Eukaryota; Metazoa; Arthropoda; Insecta; Diptera; Culicidae.
GUGGGAUUCGAGCAGCAGAAGCAGCAGCAGCCGUGAAAAGGGGUUAGAAUUAACAUAACACGGAUACCUAGAGUGGGUUUCAGUGGGUCAUGAUGAAGCACUUUCUCCCGCUGAUAAUCAUCGUCGUCAUUGUGGCUCCCUGCGGAGUGCUGUCAGCAGCCGGUCGUCGUCAGCUGAGAUCGGACGUGGUCUACAAUGAACGGAAUCACAAGGAAGGACGUUACAAGUACGGCUAUGCGGUGAAGCAGGGCGAGUCUCAGUUCCACCAUCAGCGCUCCUUGGAUGGCGCAAUGUACGGAUGUUACGGCUAUGUCGAUCCCCAGGGAAAGCUCUUCAUCACGCAUUAUCUGGCCGAUAAGGCGGGCUACCGGUUGGUCAAUAUGGAAGAUCCGGAACGGCGGCUGGCGGAGAGUAUCAGGAGCAGUGGCUCCGCUGAUAACCCCAUUGAUCUGCAGGAUCUUUUCCCGACCGAAUGCCAGUCGGACAGUAGUGAUAUCAAGAUUCUAAAAGAGAUGGCCGAAGAGAUGCAGGCAUCGAUGGCUAGCGAUAUAGACAAAACGAAACAAACGCCAGAACGUAAUUCAGUAGUUCAACCUGAACCUACCAAAGGCGAUGCAUCUGAUAGGAAGGCUCCAGCAAAACCUAGUUUUGUUCCGAAGAAAAAAUCUGAGAUGGAAUCGACUGGGAUGAAGAGCACUGAAAUGAUUUAUCCGAUUCACGAUGAGAUGAAAAACAAUUCAGACGAUAUGGAAAAACAACAGAGUUCAGAUAUGAUUGAUUCCUCCAAACUUGUCGGUGACAUCAAGCAUGACGCAAAUGUAAAUGAUGAUAACAAAGAAGCAGACAGUGGUGAUUUCGUUAUUGAACACAAUACAAGUCCUUCAAAACAUUAUAAGGAACCACAUGAGCAAAUGUUUGAUGAAGAAUUUCCGAUUGAUAAAAUGUCAGCACCUGUCGAAGAAAAAGAUGAUUUAGAUAAAAUGAAUACUGAAAUCGAAAUGGAUGAUCAACGGAAACCAACCGAAGAAUUAGAGCAAUCAAAGCAAGCCUUGGAUGACAACCCUACCAAGGAUAACGAAGAAGUACUUAUGAAUGACGAUUCGAACGACCAAAAGGCAGACACAGAUCUCUUGGAUGAUUUCGCAGAGAAACAACUUCAAGAUGACAAGUUGACUGCCGUAAUGAAUGAAGAAAACCCUAUCGUUGUCGUGGAUUCCGAACCUCUUUGGUCUGACCAAGAGCAGACCAACAAUCCGGUUAUGGAUGACUCUGCAAAGGAAGAAGACAGUUCCAAUCCGAAUGGCCAUGCUGUUCCAAUGGAUUCCCACCUGCCUAUGGUAAGUGGUCCAGAUGAUAUCAACGACGACAUUACGUUACACGACGCUUACAGAUCUAUCGUUGGAUCUCUGCAAGAUUCAGCUCCAGCGAAUGGUAAGGUCAAAGAAGUUGCCGGAGAAAAGGUUAUAGGUAAUGAAGAGAUGUUAGCUGAGGGUAUGGACAAUUUACGAAUGGACGCACAGAUGGCUCAAGAUAUUGAACAAAGUGAUCAAGAAGAUGAAAUCAAUCCUGACAAUCCUAAUGCUGUGAAAACCUUCAGAGGUAAAAUCAAAUAUGCUCAUUACGCUAACAAUUUAAAUAAAGUCGGAGAAAGUAAAAUUGAGGGAGUUUCCAAAAUCAUGGAUAAACCAUUGAUGGAUCAAAUUCACGAUGAUAGUUCUGUUCCGGUAGCUGAUAGUAUGCAAGAUUCAAGCACGAGUUCUUCCAAGGAAGUAACCGAUGAAGAGUCAGGAAUUGAAGACGAAAAUCGUUCCGAUAGUCAAAUGUCGAAUAACGAAUCGACAACUUCUAUAGAAGGUGAGGUUAAUGAUGAAGAUUUUUCAGUCAGCGAGCAGUUGUUAAAGGCUCAACUUGAACAGGCUUCGAAGAUAAUCGAUGAGCAAAGUCCGGGAUCAUUAGUUCAAAAAAUUGUCCCUGGCGUAAGACAACAAUCACCUCCAAUAACGGUGGGCAAAAUCUUAACCGAACUUGAAACAAUGGAGACAGAACGUGUCAGCAACGAUAAUGAACAAUCUGCCGGAGAGGUUCCUUCUCCUGGAUCAUUCCGAGCUGCCGCCGAUGCACAUGCCUUAUCAGAUGGUGAGCCAGGUAUCGAAUUCCUGAAAGCCAUGCGUCUUCCUGCAACUCCUCGUACGACACAACAGUACAACAUCGUGCCCACAACUUAUAGCGGGACAACCCCACGACCACCAAUGCACCCUCGCCCAACAACUUUGUUCAAACCUUCAAUAUCUAGCCAGCAAGCCCUCACGGUGACUCCCGAUUCGACAACCAUUCCACCCAAAUUUGGAACAUCGGUCGGCCCUGGAGGAGAUAUUUACGAUGAAAUUGAGGAAGACCCAGAGCCUGUACUCGCAAUGUCCCGACCGUCUCACAUGAAACCACAAGUUGUAGUUCAACCUAGCAGUGGAACAUCCGUACCCGUAAGUAUCCAAACAGGCAGUACCGGAACUACCGUCGAGCCUUCCUCAUCUUGCUACGAAGUGAUCCUUCAGGUUCCGGCCGAUGCUAAACAGAUCAUCAUCAAAACCGAAGCUGAAGAACUUAAAGCCUACGGUUCUGGUGAACCCUCUGAUCGCAUCAAGCUUCUGGAACCGGGGGUAUACGAAGUCAACGUUGGAGCUACCAAGGGAAUCAAAUUUGAACAGUACCACCACUAUCCCCACAAAGAAUUCCCGGAAAAGAUCGAACUAGAUCUCGGGCAUGGUUUCAACUACGGGGAUCUAGUUCCAAAACCUCUAUUUAGCAUAGCUCAAGAGCAACAACUCCAACUAGCUCGCACUGGGCUGGUAGCUCUCAACAACCCUUAUCUACCUUUGGGAGGCCUCGCUGACCCUUUCCGCAGUUCCGAUGAACCAGUUGAAACGAAGUUUCCAGACCAACCAGUUGCCCUGGUGGCCUUCAAUGGAGAAAGUCCACCCUUGACAAGCGACCAGAGAGUGUUGCUCAGGCUGGUGCCCUCCUGGAGAAAAGUCCUGUUUUACUAUUAAUCUUAAGACAAAUUAAUCAAUUAACUCCAACCGAUUGUAUCAAUCCUCUGAGCCAGUGUUAAAAACCUCCGUGAAAAAAAUAAAUCCCGUCAACGAAUUUGUACAGCUUCCUCAAAAUAGACGCACAAAAAAAAACGUAACACAAACGCGCGUAAACCUCACUAGACUUCAUUUCUAAUGAAGAUGUUGCUGCCAACUUUAUUGUUUGCUUAUUUUUAUUCUCCUUCAUUCAACUAAACCCGUAGUAAACUUAAGAUGACAGUUUGACGAGGGCGCAAAAACUUAGAGAGAAGACU